Molecule: messenger RNA, 341 nt
Organism: Ambispora gerdemannii
Lineage: Eukaryota; Fungi; Glomeromycota; Glomeromycetes; Archaeosporales; Ambisporaceae
Source: the annotation of a GenBank genome assembly
UGAAAAUGACGAUGAAAUCAAGAAUCAAUUACAACAAAUUGACACUGAACAGCUGGGAAAAACAAUAUUGGAUGAUUUAUUAACUCUCUUCAAAUAUAAUGAGAACGAUAAAGAAUAUUUAGAGAAACUUAUUACAAUCAAAUCUCUUAUUUCUUUUAGUAAAAUACAAUUUUUUCAGAGUUUACGAGAUAUACGAUAUAAAAAAAUUCUAGGCUUUAUUUUCCACUUUGGCAUCAAUAUUGACAAAGAUUAUGAUCAAGCCUUGCAAUAUUAUCAACAAUCAGCAGCUCACAGAGAUGCUGUAGCACAAUAUUUAAUUGGAAAAUUAUACAAUGAUGAGG